Messenger RNA from Trypanosoma cruzi, 849 nucleotides. RefSeq names its product DnaJ chaperone protein, putative. The record is from RefSeq and is a predicted model, not a curated record. Bases 1 to 849 code for a protein of 282 amino acids. The transcript has a single exon. Lineage: Eukaryota; Euglenozoa; Kinetoplastea; Trypanosomatida; Trypanosomatidae. Gene Ontology annotation, biological process: spliceosomal complex disassembly. Gene Ontology annotation, cellular component: spliceosomal complex.
AUGGGACUAGAAGACAUUGACGAAUGCCUCCCACCUUCUUUGGGCGGAAAAGGACAGGUGCUUAAAGGUAGACCCGUCAACAACGGCGACGGCACCAGUGGUUCGUGCGCAAAGGUGAACUUUGGUGAGUUGUUUGGUUUUCCUGUUGCGUCAAGUGGAGGGGCGGUGAUGCCGUCAGCUAGUGCCGGUGUCGGCAGCGUGCAGGCUGGUUCAAAAACAGAAUGCCAAGAACCGGAAGAGCAGUGGAUUUGGGUCUCUGCUGAGGGCCAGAAAAGUGAAGCCUCUCCCGUCGACAACAUGGCUGGCAGAUCCAAUGAUCCUCUUGACGCAUUCUUUACUUCCCAUACCCCCAGUUUACAGCCGUCCUCUUCGAUGAAGCGGGAAGAAAAGCCGUUCACGGAUCUUCUUGACUUCUCUAAACCGGCGGAGCGCGUCCGGUACUCAGAUGAACAUUCCCUCCUGGAAGCGUUUGAAAAUCAAAGCAAAGGACGACGGGCAGAUGUGCGGGACGAUCCGUCCCUGGAAGACCUUAGCCAUGGCUCCUCCAACAACGCAGUAAGGGCACGUUUGUUGAAAAUAAUGAAUUACUACGAUAUUUUAGGUGUCACACGCGACGCCACAGAGGAGCAGAUACGGCAGAGGUACAAGCAAAAGGCACUGGAGCUUCAUCCCGAUCGUGUGGGUCGCGACCAAACACCAGAGGAGGUAGAACUAUUCAAGGUGAUGACGAAAGCAAAUGAGGUUCUGUGUGAUCCAGAGGAACGCGCAAAGUACGACGAGGAAUUACGCUGUUCAAACGUGGGCGCGGAUGACGAGGCCCAGUGGCUCUUUCACCUCCACUUGCGGUGA